ACCACAACACACAAUAGUUUUUUCUCACUUCAUACUAUUAUUUCUUAAUCUAUACUAUUUACAAAUGGCUAGUGCGGAUAGUGCAGUUCUUGUUCAUUGGAAUGGCUCUAUGAUCACAAAAGAUAAUGAAAUAGAGUAUUCCAUACCUCCUAAGGUAGUAUUGUUCAUUAGCAAAGGAGAUGAUUUUAACACUCUAUAUGAAGGUGUUCUAAAACACAUAAGAGAAGCGGGGUUUUCUGAAAUACAAUCUAUUUACGGAAAAAUGCCAAAAUUUAAGAAUUCGGUCUACGCUGCUUCUAGAGCGUGGCCCAUCCACGAUGACCGGUCAUGGAGUAAUUUUUCACGGGUCGCAAUCCAGGAGUACGAGGAAUUGCAAAUUUUCGUGGAUGUUAUAAACAACUCUAUAGCCCCGCCACAAAAUUUGAUCUGCGACGAAGGUCUUGCAAAUACUACCGCUGCGUUUGGUGAUAUCGGGCAGGGUCCAUCAUCAACAUAUGGCCGAAGGAGAAACACAUCCACUUUUCAGGGUUUCCAGUCUCCCGUCACAAACUUAUCUGAGGACUCGGACGAUCCCGACUUUGAACAACAUAGUAGUGAUGUUGAAUCAUCCUCUAGCAGUGAUAACGACGAGGCAGUAGAUAUGACAUGGGCCACUUUGGAGAUAGACGAACCGUAUGUCGAGGCUGUAAAUCGUGAUUCAGAAAUGAUUGCAGUCGGCGUCACAUUCAAAUCUUAUGAUGAAUUAAAAGAAGUUGUGGCCCGAGCAAACAUCCGUCAACACUCAUUUUUUCGGUCAGAUGACAAACGUCCCAGGUCAUGGAAGGCUGUGUGCAUCUACCCUGCGAACAAAUGCUCGUGGCACAUCCAAGCAGGAGCAGACCGGAACUCACAUGUGUGGAAGGUGAAAAAAUAUCAACCCAUCCACACCUGUUUACCCGAUUACUUCCUAGUCGAGGAUGACGGGAUCUUAACAAGCAAGCUCAUAGCAAGUGAGAUAGGUCCUAAAGUGUCGGCGGAUCCGGACUAUAAAAUAAAACUCAUAAUUCUAGACAUUUAUGAGAAAUUCAAGAUCCAUGUUUCAUACAAAAAGGAUUGGUAUGGCCGCUUGAUUGCUUUAGAGCGCAAAUUCGGUAAUUGGGAGGCAUCGUAUAAUCAAGUCCCUAAACUGUUUCAAGCAAUAAGAUAUGCCAAUCCGGGGAGUCUUGUUCAAAUUCAAUCACAACCGAUCGAAACUAAUGAGACGUAUGAAUUCUGUCGAGCGUUCUGGUCAUUCAAAGCUUCUAUUGACGGUUUCUGUCACUGUUUGCCUGUAGUCUCUGUUGACGGAACACACCUGUACGGCAAAUUCAAGGGUGUUCUCCUAGUUGCGGUUACCAUGAACGCUAAUCGUGAGAUUUUCCCUCUCGCAUAUGGUGUUGUGGAGAGUGAGAAUGCCAAUAGUUGGUCCUGGUUUUUGCAAAGCGUAAUGGAAGGUGUGGUGGGACGUGAUCGUCCAGUUUGUAUAAUCUCUGACCGUCAUGCCGGUAUCGAAAGUGCAUUUCGGAAUGUUCCUGAAUUGCUAUUGUCUCAAGUGUCGAAGCGUUAUUGCCUCUGUCACAUUCAGAGCAAUUUCAUGACGAAAUUCAGGAACACAGAAUUGAAAAAGUUGUGCUGGCAAGCCGGUAGCACUCCUAUCCGCAACGAAUUCCACGACUACAUGCAACAAAUAAGAGGCAUCAAUGCGAGUGCCUUUGCAUAUUUGAAUGAAAUUGAUGUGGAAAGGUGGACACUUAGCUAUGAUGAUGGAUGGAGAUACAGCAUACUAACGACAAACCUUUCGGAAAGUUUUAAUCAUAUAUUGAAGGGAUGUCGUACGUUGCCAAUCACCGCACUCAUAAAAGCAACAUUCGAUAAAGUGGUUCAACUCUUUCCGGAUCAACGCAACACUGGAGCUAUGUGGCACCAAGCAGGGUAUUUAUACCCGCAGAACAUAUGGAAAGAGCUUCUAGAGCGUUCGCAGCAAAGGCACCUUAGUACUGUCCUCCCGCACAACCGUAGAGCAGGGAUUUACUCCGUCACCAUACGCAAACACCAACCAGUCACGGUAAACCUUUCGCGGCGGGAAUGUGAUUGUGGAUACUGGAAGCAGAACGGUAUGCCAUGUGUUCACGCAUACGCAAUUUGUCACUUUUUACGGAUUACGGCGGAUCAACUCAUUCCAGAGGUUUACACAUUAAAUGCCUAUAUCCAAACGUAUGCUACGGAUAUUAUGCCAAUCCAGGACCUCAAUGAUUUUCCGGAUAAUCAGUAUAUCAUAUUACCGCCUAAGAAUCGUAGAUCUGUUCAACUUGGUAGGUCGCAACGAACAAGAUUUCAAAAUGAGAUGGAUUUGCGUCCCAGGAGGAGAGGGCAAGAGUAGUGUAUUAGUAAAGUGUGUUUUAGUUUUUAUCAGAUAAAUUAAUCAGAUACAUAUUAUAUGACUGUAUUAGGA
Molecule: messenger RNA, 2470 nt
Organism: Cuscuta europaea
Lineage: Eukaryota; Viridiplantae; Streptophyta; Magnoliopsida; Solanales; Convolvulaceae
Source: the annotation of a GenBank genome assembly